Messenger RNA from Hypanus sabinus (Atlantic stingray), 11774 nucleotides. Its product is annotated as retrovirus-related Pol polyprotein from transposon 17.6. Lineage: Eukaryota; Metazoa; Chordata; Chondrichthyes; Myliobatiformes; Dasyatidae. The transcript is spliced from 5 exons. Gene Ontology annotation, molecular function: zinc ion binding; nucleic acid binding. The record is from RefSeq and is a predicted model, not a curated record. Bases 8032 to 9447 code for a protein of 471 amino acids. Gene Ontology annotation, biological process: DNA integration.
UCCAUUUAGUGUUCCAUUGCUUCUUAGUACAGGAAGACCAUCACAAUUUCCUCCAUUUCUUAUGGCACAAGGACAAUGACACCAACAAGGAAGUCAUUGAGUACCGGAUGAAAGCCCAUGUUUUCGGCAAUAGUCCACCACCAGCCGUGGUCGUCUAUGGGCUGCGAAGAGCCAUCAGAGAGGGCGCACAGGAGUAUGGCGAUGACACCGUUAAGUUUGUAAAGGCACUUCUAUGUCGAUGACGGCUUGAUAUCGCUACAGAAAGAUGAAACAAUCGAUCUGCUCCGACGUACACAAGCCUCACUCGCUGAGUCAAACCAACGCUUGCACAAGUUUGCAUCAAACUGUCAGGCAGUAAUGGAGGCCUUUCCACACGACGACUGUGCUCCGGCAAUCAAAUACCUAGAUCUAGAUGGAGAAACCAUACCCACACAAAGGAGUCUGGGCCUCCUUUGGGAGAUUACAACUGACACAUUCACGUUCUCCAUGCCGACCAUGAUCAAGCCAUUCACCCACCGUGGAGUUCACUCCACUGUCAACAGUAUUUUCGAACCCUUGGGUCUACUGGCGCCAGUUACGAUCCAAGGAAGAGUCCUUCACAGAGAACUUACCUCCGAGCUCUCUGACUGGGAUACUCCCCUACCAGAAGACAAGCUAAACAGAUGGGAGGCUUGGAGAGAUUCACUUCAAGAUCUAAAACAGCUUCAUAUUGAAUGCGUGAUUUCAUUAGAUGCGGAGAAAGCAUUUGAUAGAGUUGAAUGGCCUUACUUAUUUAAUGUGUUGGAGAAGUUUAAUUUUAGUCCGAUAUUUAUAUCAUGGAUUAAAUUGAUUUAUCAUACUCCAGUAGCCUCAGUGUUUACCAAUAAUCAAAGAUCUCCCUUUUUUCGCCUAUUUCGGGGCACUAGACAAGGAUGUCCUCUUAGUCCAUUACUAUUUAACAUUGCCUUAGAACCUUUGGCAAUUGCCAUCAGACAAUCACAGGAUAUUUUGGGUAUUAAUCGUGGGACAGACAUUCAUAAGUUAUCUUCGUAUGCAGAUGAUUUAUUACUAUUCAUUUCUAACCUGGAGAAAUCCAUCCCAGCAGUUUUAUCAUUAUUGGCUCAAUUUAGUGAGUUUUCUGGGUAUAAGUUAAAUCUUAAUAAAAGUGAAUUGUUUCCUUUGAAUAAACAGGUCCCAAUUUAUGGAAAUUUACCUUUUAAAUUAGUUAAUGAUUCUUUUAUUUAUUUAGGGAUCAAAUCACAAAAAACCAUAAAGAUUUAUUUAGAUUUAAUUUUUUAACCCUUAAUUGAUCAGAUUAAAGGUUUGUUUACUAAGUGGUCACCAUUAUCUUUAUCCCUAAUAGGUAGGAUUAAUGCUAUUAAGAUGGUUAUUUUACCUAAGUUUUUAUAUAUUUUUCAAGCGAUACCAAUUUUUAUUCCGAAAUCUUUUUUUACUAAUGUUGAUUCAAAAAUUUCUUCAUAUAUAUGGCAGAAUAAAAAUCCCAGGUUAGGUAAAAUAUAUUUACAGAAGACAAAAAAGGAAGGCGGGUUAGCAUUACCUAAUUUCAGAUUUUAUUAUUGGGCAGUUAAUAUUAGAUACUUGUUAUGCUGGUUGAAAGAUGGGGGUGGAUCUUUCGGCCCUCGUUGGGUGAGUUUAGAAAUUAAAUCUGUAUCAGCUUAUGCUCUGGGUUCUAUUUUAGGGACUUCUUUCCCUUUUGCUCUUUCUAAAUUGCCGAAACGAAUUGACAACCCGAUAAUUAAACAUACUUUAUGUAUAUGGUUUCAAUUUCGGAGAUUUUUUGGGUUGACUCAAUUCGUUUUAAAUAGUCCUAUUGUACCUAAUUGUUUUUUCCACCCUUCCAUUAUAGAUCAAGCUUAUUCAGCUUGGAAAACUAAGGGAUUACUAAGAUUUUCUGAUUUAUUUUUGGACAAUUGUUUUAUGUCUUUUGAGCAAUUAUCCAACAAAUAUAACUUGCCUAGAUUUCAUUUUUUUAGAUAUUUACAGAUUAGACAUUUUUUAAGUUCUGUACUCCCUACAUUUCCAAAUUUUGUGCCUUCAGAUAUUUUGGAGAGUUUAUUUGAAUUAGACCCUUUUCAAAAAGGGCUUAUUUCAAAACUUUAUAAUAUAAAUAUGAAGAUACGUUCAGAGCCCCUUUAUAAGACCAAAAACGACUGGGAAGGAGAGCUUAACCUUAUUAUUUCUAGUGAGAAUUGGGAUAGAAUUCUUCAAUUAGUUAAUACAUCAUCGAUAUGUGCCAAACAUUCAUUAAUACAAUUUAAGGUCGUACAUAGGGCCCAUAUGUCCAAGGAUAAAUUAGCUCAUUUUUACUCUCAUAUUAGUCCUAUCUGUGAUAGAUGAAAAUCUGAAAUUGCGUCUUUAACUCAGAUGUUUUGGUCUUGUUCAUUUUUGGAAAAAUAUUGGAAAGAUAUUUUUGAUAUUAUUUCUGCGGUUUUGAAUAUUGAUUUACAACCUCAUCCUAUUACCGCAAUUUUUGGUUUACCAAUGUAAGACUCACUGCAUUUAUCUUCUUCUGCCCGUCGAAUGAUUGCAUUUCUAACUCUGAUGGCUAGAAGAUCUAUAUUGUUGAAUUGGAAGGAAAUUAAUCCUCCCACUGUAUUUAAUUGGUUCUCUCAAACUAUGUUAUGUUUAAAUUUAGAAAAAAUUAGAAGUGGUGUUUUUGAGACUUCUAUUAAAUUUGAAAAGUUAUGGAGACCAUUUAUUCAACAUUUUCAUAUGAUGUAAUAUGACCCUGUUCCAAGUUCAUUUGAUUUCCCAGCUUUUAGCUUAUGUAUGUUGAGAGGACUGGAAGUGACAGCAUUGAUGAAUAUUUAUUCUUGUGAGAUAUCAUAAACAGCCCCCCUUUUUUUCUCUUUUUUUUUGCUUCUUUUUUCUUCUAUAUUAGUUAUUAGAUUAGUAGAUUAGCUAGUUUUGCAUUUUUUUUAUUUUUUUUCUUUCUUUUUUUCUGUUUUUUUAUAUCAUAUAUUAUGAAAUAUUUAGACUUAUCAUGUUCAUACAUAUAUUGUAUGGCUUAUGUCUUGGUAAACUCAUUUAUAUUGUAACUAUUGUUUAUGUUUUUUUUCAUAUGUAAUGGAAUUUGUAUGUUGGUAAUUUCUUUAUCAAUAUAUCAUUUGUAUUCUGUCCAUAUUACUAAUAAUAAUAAAAAGAUUUAGAAAGAAAAGAAAAGCUUCAUAUCCCACGUAGGUACACUGCGGACGAAUUGGACCAGACAAAGGAUGUCAUCCUUAAAGAGCAGCUUUUGCAAGGGAGUUUUUGGCCCUCCAAGUUAAUAAACCAAUACCAGCAAUCAGGGCAGCAGGACUGUGGAUCCUGGGAGGCAAAACACUGAUCAAUUCAGUACUCCACAGAUGUGUAACCUGCAUGAAACUGAGAGGGAAGAUGGAAGCUCAACAUAUGGCGGACCUCCCACCAGAACGCCUCAAUGCCUGACCUCCUUUUACGUAUGUGGGGCUCGAUGUAUUUGGUCCCUGGACUAUCACCACUAGACGCACAAGAGGAUGACAAGCAGAGAGUAAACGGUUGGCCAUCAUGUUCAGCUGCAUGAGUUUGAGAGUGGUACAAAUUGAAGUCAUCGAAUCUUUGGAUACAUCCAGCUGCAUUAAUGCUCUCAGGCACUUCUUUGCACUAAGAGGCCCUGCAAAACAGUUGAGGUCUGAUUGCAGCACGAACUUUGUUGAAGCAUCCAAGGAACUGGGGAUGGACAAGACAGUGCAAAGGUACCUCAGUGAGCAGGAAUGCAACUGGGAGUUCAACACACCACACACCUCUCACAUGGGAGGCUCAUGGGAGCGGAUGAUUGGUAUCGCCAGAAGGAUCCUUGAUUCAAUGUUUCUGCAGCAACGCACCCGACUGACCCACGAAGUACUGUGCACACUAAUGGCAGAGGUCACAGCCAUAAUAAAUGCACGACCACUCCUACCUGUGUCUUCUGAUCCGGAAAACCCCUUCAUACUGUCGCCAUCAAUGCUCCUUACGCAGAAGACAGGAGCUCCCCCUCCACCAGGGGACUUCUCAGGUAAGGAUUUGUACACAAAGCAAUGGAGACAAGUUCAGGCUCUCGCAAAUCAGUUCUGGUCUCGUUGGAGACAUGAAUAUCUACCUUUGUUGCAACAUAGACAAAAGUGGACAGAACCUCACAGGAAUCUUCAAGUUGGAGAUUUAAUCCUGCUUAGGGACAAGCAGAUCACCCGCAACUGCUGGCCAAUGGCCAGAAUCACUGCCACAUUCCCUAGUAGGGAUGGACAUGUCAGGAAGGUUGAGUUGAAAACUUCUGACCAAGGUGAUGUGAAAACUUACCAAAGUCCAGUUGCAGAAGUCAUUCUACUUCUACCCAAGGACUGAUUUAGAGACUGAAGUUUGUAUUAUGUUCAUUGUGACCUUACAAAGGCCAGGCGGGGAGUGUGUUGCCCUUAAGGCAUUUGUUUAGUUUAUUAUAUUUUUGCUUUAGUAAUUCAUUUGUAAUCGUUUUCUAGUUAAAGUUAAGAUUGUUGUAAGUAAAUUCGUUGUCUGUGAUAUAUUGCGGCUUGCGAUGACGUCAUAACUGGUUUCGCUGCGUCCUGUGGGAAAAUACCGGUUUGGAGAAACGGGAAGGAGGGGGCUUGUGUGUGCAGGAUCAGCGCGAGAAAAGUUUUCUUUCUACACACUAGAAACAUCAUAGAAGCAAUGCCAUUUGGACCGUCCCAGAUUGAAGGAGCCUGGGAUCCGAUAACCAUGAGCAGAAAGCUCGAGGGCCAGUCAGCUGGUGAGCCCAGACUUCAGGAUCCCAUCAUCGACUACUCCAGAGACAAUACCGAAGAUUGAAGCCUAAAGAGUACUUAAGGCUUCCAGAGAUGUGCAAAUACCAAAAUCAACACAAUCUGGCAAUCUUCAUUCAAAUCCUGGCGUCUGCCUUACUGUCAACAUAGCAGACUCAGCUGUAGCAGCAAAAGCAAAAAGCCAAGGAAGGAAGGUUGGCCCUUGUCCUCCAACAGCUUGCUCCUUGUGUGCUGUGGCAGCUGAAAAACAGCAAGUACGGCAGACAUGCUGGGAAUACGAGAGCUUCCCAGAUACAUGGCAUUGACACUGACAAGAUAAUACACACAAUAUGCUGGAGGAACUCAGCAGGCCAGACAGCAACUAUGGAAAAGAGUACAGUUGAUGUUCCACCAGUCCUGGUGUGUGUUGCUUGGAUUUCUAACCUCUGCAGAUGUCCUCUUCCUUGCUAUUGGACUUCCAGACAAUAUUCAGAUUCUUGCAUUAGGGGUGGUGGAUUAAAGCAAUUGAAAAAGGAAAAAGAUAACAAAGCCCUUUUGAUAAACUAUAGCAGACUAUUCGAAGAGCAGUCUGUGUCUGUGAACUGAAAUAACCUGACCGCGGCAGGACUGUAAAGAGACCCGCGGAAAGGAAACGGCAGAUUGGGGACCCCCACAAGGCUAACAGAAUUAAGGGUGCACCCAAACAAAAGGUAAGCACUUUUUGCGACAAUUUAGACUAAGAAUUCUGUUGGUUUUGGGGAGGUCUUGAAGUCUCAGAAGUGUGGAACCAGUGCCGAAGGGUCUCUCCGGUCCAAAGAAUCUGGCAGAACAGGAGGCUCAGAGGAUUGAUCAAGAACACUGCAGUGAGGGUAAGUACAAAUAAGCUAAUAAGAAGUUAAGUGAAGAAAAAUUCCAUGUGGUGUUGGUAAGUCCCUGUGGAUACCGCUUCGUAUAAAACCAAGGUCUGAACGGGCAGGGAAAAGAAAAAUAGAGAAAAUCCUCGUGGAUACCGCCUUAAGAGAUAAGGGUCUGAAUAGACGAGGUGCAAACAGAAAGUUCUGUGGAUACCUCUCUGAGUAGAGGUCUGUACGGGCAGAACAGAAUAGGAAACAAGGACAGUCCAAUAUAUAGUUUAAAGCGCUGGUAGAUAGAUGAUAGACUAGGCAUAGAAUUAGAGUAAAUAAUAUUAUCGUGUAAACAAACUGUGAAUCUCUGAAAUACCUUAAAAAGAGAGAACAACAUGACAGGUAAAGGAACGGCAGUAGAGAUUCUGAGCAAAAAAAAUCCCGGUAAAUAAAUAUGAGAUCACAAAAACUUCAGAAAAAUGGGAAAAGAGAACCAAAAACCUGGUCACAAAAUGGCCAAGAGAAGGAACGUUUGAUGUAAGCUUGUGCUAAGAAAUGGAGGCACUAAUUAAAAAUUACAAACCAAAAGAUAAAUCUAAGAAAAGAGGGCAAAAAAGAGAACGAGAAAUGGAAGUGCUAAAACUCUUCAGAAUGGAGGGAGAAAGACUGAGGACAGGUAGAAUAUUGAUUACAAGUGAGGAAGACACUAAGGUGCUGGAGAAACAGCCUGUUAGAGAGAGAGGAAGGUACAGUGAGAAACUGGCUUCAGCUCCGUACCCGGAUGUGAAAGAAACAGAAAAGUCCCCUCCCUAUAAUGAGGAAGGAACCCCUAAGCAGUGCCCCCUGCCAACGGGGACAGUAAACAUGCAGGGAGAAGUACAAGUUUGGGAUAAUGAGGAGGAAAAAGACAAUACGAGAAGGAAAAAGUGGCGAUAUGGAAGGAGAUACAGGCAGAAAGGAUAAAGGUGGAACAGGCAAAGAGAGAAAUGAAAGAAGAGAUUGAACGGAUGAAAACUUGAGAGAGGAAAAGGAGUAUGAGGAGUAUCGGUUAUACUAUAGAAAUAAACAGACUAGAAAAGAAAGUGGCUCAUCAGGGCAGGAAGAGAUGAGGCAUUCAAGAGGAAGUGGAAAAAAGAUAGGAGAUGAGAGUCUUGGAGAAACACAAGAGAGAAGGGAGUCAAGCACGAGUAAGGAUCAUGAAGAGUCCCUGUCACAGGUGUACAGACAUGGACAGGAAGAAAGAGAAGGUGACUCAUUGGAGGAGCAAGAGUUAAGUGGAGAGAGAGAGGAUGUGAGAAUUUGUGGGGAAGAAGUAGGAGGCAGAAGCCUAGAAGAGCAGAAGGAGGCGGUAGGGAAGCGACUUGCGGAAGUAGAGAGAGAGCUAGAUAAGUUACUGAGAGGGGAUUGCCAGAGGAGAUGCGAAAAAUACUCCAGGGGCCAAACAAGUAUUGAAUCAGGACAGAAAGGAAGGACUCCACAGGGUGACUGAGGGAAGAAGAGGACCCUGGAGAAAUUUGUGUGGGAGGCAGUAAAGACAUACCCUGAGACGGAUGGGGAGUCAGGUGAGGAGGAGAACCAGGGCAGGUGGGAAGGAGGAGGAAGAAUGAUGCCAUUGUUAGUUAAAGGAUCAGGACAAGUGCAGUACAUCCCUUGGGGAUCCCAGGACCUAGAAGGGCUGAAAAACACUCUGCCCAAUCUACAUGAAGGAGCAGGGAAAUGGAUUAGAGCCUUUGAAGAAGAAACGGCUGGACGAUUAUUGGCUAUGGGAGAUUUGAAGGCACUAUUGAUAAGGUUGAUGGGUACCAAAUUUAACGAAAUAAUGGAAAUGGCUGGCAUAGUAAACUCGAACGACCCGAGAACUGACGGAGACGGGUUCGACAGAGUGAGGCAGAGGGUAUGGCAGGCCCUCAGGAAGCUUUACCCACCCAAAGUGGACCCCAAAGCCUUAAAGGGGGAUCCACUGGGAGACACUGAAAACCCAGCAGCCUACGUAGAAAACCAGUUGAAAAGAUGGAGACUGGAGACUGAGCAAGAGGUGGAAAAUAGCUUAUUUAUCACCACACUGUUCCGACAUAGCAUUUUGGAUGCAAUGCCUUCGCAAGUAAAAUCCAAACUGGAGGAUGUGGUUGGGCUGAUGUCAAUGACCCCACAAGAAUUUAGAGACCACGUAGUCCAUGCGGUUGAGAAAUACCGGAAAGGCAAAUGAAGGUUGGCUGCUGUGGUGAACUAUGUGCCUGUCGGGACACGCCCCUGCUGACUGCUCCUGUGGCUCCUCCCACAGGCCGCUGUAUAAAGGAGAUCUGCGGCCUGACGCUCGGCCUCAGUCUCCAAGACAUAGUAUGAUGGACACUCACUCCUGGUUCCUUCUUCCAGUCAAUAAAAGCCGAUAUCUCGCCUUACGUCUCAGUGUGAGUUAUUGAUGGUGCAUCAAUUUUAUUGACUGGAAGUUUUAAAACAUGGAACCCGUUUUGCGUCCGGACCGGUUGGAUUUGGACCCUCAAGACCCUGACGCAACUCUCGCUUUUGAACACUGGCUUGCAUGCUUCCAAUCGUACUUGGCGGAGCUUCGUGCGACUGAACCCGCCGUUAUGCACAGAAUCCUACUCUCGAGGGUCUCCUCCAAAGUUUACUCCAUUAUCCGGGACCUGCCGACCUACGAUGGGGCACUGGACGCCCUCAAAAGACAGUACCUGCGGCCGGUGAACACCGUCUACGCAAGACAUCGUUUAGCUACCCGGCAACAGCGGCCUGGCGAAUCGUGCGCUGAGUUUCUCCGAGCACUACAGACACUAGUCCGAGCUUGUGACUGCAAGACGCUCACGGCAGAACAGCAUGCGGAGCUGCUGGUGCGAGACGCCUUUGUGACGGGACUGAGGUCAGUGUACAUGCGCCAGCGGCUGCUGGAGAACUCGGAUCUUACCUUAAGCUCGGCGAUCGAGACGGCCAAUGCUCUAGAAGCUGCGCUGCAUAACGCCGACGCUGUCCAGUUGCGUGAUUCCCCGCCGGUUCCGUGGACUCCUCAGACCCCGCCACCGCUGGCUCCCGGGAGUGAAUUCGCCAACGCCGCCGCCAGUCGCGAUUCCACGAGCUCCCAGACCCUGACCACGGCGGUGGCCCGUCAGAAGCCCGUGUGUUAUUUCUGUGGCCAAAAGAAACAUCCUCGACAACUCUGUCCAGCGCGAGAAGCGACCUGCUCCAGCUGCGGAAAGCGGGGCCACUUCGCCAAGGUCUGUAAGUCUCAACCUCGAGCGGGGUGCAGCGCUGCGGGUGAAACGUGGGGGCCGCCAUCUUGCAUGCCCGGAUGUGGGCGGCCAUCUUUGUCGAUGUCAGCACGCCCCGCCCCCGAUCCUCGGAUGCUGACCGGGUACCCCGGAUGUGAGCGGCCAUCUUUGUCGGCGUCAGCAUGCCCCGCCCCCGACCCUCCAAUGCUUACCGGGUACCCCGACGGCGAUUCAACUCUGGCCACCGUAACCCUCGACCAAAGCGCCCCACACCAGCUUGCAAGGUCCAUGAUGGACAUCCAGGUGGAGGGGCACUGGACUGGAUGCCUGUUUGACAUGGGCAGCACUGGGAGUUUUAUUCACCCGGACACAGUGCAACGCUGCGGACUCGCGACACGGCCGGUAAGUCGGAGGUUCCAUUUGGCCUCUGGGUCGCAGUCCACAGACAUCCGGGCGGGUUGUGUAGUGACAUUGGUGGUGCAAGGCACAGAAUAUCGGGACUUUGAGCUGCUGGUCAUGCCUAAUCUGUGCGCACCUGUGCUAUUGGGGCUGGACUUCCAGAGCCAUCUCGGAAGUGUGACGGGCCCCUCCCACCACUCACUGUCCGGAAUCCUCAGUUUUGUGGGACUUCUUCACAUACCCCGCUACUGACCACACACACACACGCACACACACAUCCCAUCCAGCACCAGGCCGACAGCUGCGCUACCGACACUUGCAGCCUCUCCACUCUCAAGGUCCCUCCCCCACCGCUGUUCGCCAACCUGACCCCCGACUGUAAACCUGUGGCAACCAAAAGCAGGAGGUACAGCGCGGGGGACAGGGCCUUCAUUAAGUCAGAGGUACAGCGGCUGCUCAGGGAGGGGAUCAUUGAGCCAAGCUCAAGCCCUUGGAGGGCCCAGGUAGUUGUUGUUCGGACUGGGCAGAAAGAUAGGAUGGUGGUGGACUAUAGUCAAACCAUCAAUAGGUUUACGCAGCUUGACGCGUACCCCCUACCCCGCAUCGCGGAUAUGGUCAACCAGAUUGCUCAGUAUAAGGUGUACUCGACAAUAGAUCCGAAAUCCGCUUAUCACCAGCUCCCCAUCUGCCCAGAGGACCGCCCCUACAUCGUCUUCGAGGCGGGAGGCAGGCUCUAUCACUUCCUGCGCGUCCCUUUCGGUGUCACGAAUGGUGUCUCUGUCUUCCAGAGGGAAAUGGACCAGAUGGUGGACCAGUACCAACUGCAGGCCACAUUUCCCUAUCUGGAUAACAUCACCAUCUGUGGUCAUGACAGGCCAGAUCACGACGCCAACCUCCAACGAUUUCUCCAAGUGGCCGCAGCUCUGAACCUUACUUAUAACAGGGACAAGUGUGUGUUUGGUACCACCCGCCUUGCUAUACUUGGGUAUGUCGUGGAAAACAGGGUUAUUGGCCCUGAUCCCGAACGUAUGCGCCCCCUGUUAGAGCUCCCUCUUCCCACCACUCUCAAGGCCCUCAGACGGUGCCUGGGUUUUUUUUCCUAUUACGCCCAAUGGGUCCCCCAUUAUGCAGACAAGGCUCGCCCCCUGGUCAAGUCUACCUCGUUUCCCCUCUCUGCUGAGGCCCGCGCGGCCUUCAACUGCAUUAAAGCGGACAUUGCCAAAGCUACGAUGCAUGCAGUGGACGAGACCGCUCCCUUCCAAGUGGAGUGUGAUGCCUCCGAUUUCGCUCUGGCUGCUACCCUCAAUCAGGAAGGCAGACCAGUAGCAUUCUUUUCUCGCACCCUCCAAGGCUCCGAAAUUCGGCACUCCGCGGUGGAGAAAGAAGCCCAGGCCAUAGUGGAGGCUGUUAGGCACUGGAGGCACUAUCUUGCUGGCAAAAGGUUCACCGUGCUGACCGACCAGCGCUCGGUUGCGUUCCUGUUCAGCAACCAACAGCGGGGCAAGAUCAAAAAUGAUAAGAUUUUGCGGUGGAGGAUAGAAUUCUCCACCUACACCUAUGAUAUCCUGUACUGGCCUGGCAGACUCAAUGAGCCCCCUGAUGCCCUAUCCCAGGGAACAUGUGCUAGCACACAGCUCGACCAGCUGUACGCCCUUCAUGCACAACUUUGCCAUCUGGGGGUCACCCGAUUUUACCAUUUUGUGAAAGCUCAGAACCUGCCAUACUCCCUGGAGGACAUCAGGACGAUGACCAGGGACUGCCAAAUUUGUGCCGAGUGCAAACCGCACUUCUACCGUCCUGACACGGCACAACUUAUCAAGGCCACCCGCCCUUUUGAACGACUGAGUGUUGACUUUAAGGGCCCCCUUCCCUCCACUGACCGCAAUGUCUAUUUUCUCAGUGUUAUCGACGAGUUCUCAUGGUUCCCCUUUGCCAUCCCCUGCCCCGACACCACUGCCACGUCCGUCAUAAAAGCCCUGCACCAGCUCUUCACUCUGUUCGGGUAUCCCUGCUAUAUCCACAGUGAUAGAGGGUCCUCCUUUAUGAGUGAGGAGCUGCGCCAGUACUUGCUAGCUAGGGGCAUUGCUACCAGUCGGACCACGAGUUAUAAUCCCCGGGGUAAUGGCCAGGUGGAGCGGGAGAAUGCCACAGUGUGGAAGGCCACACUUUUAGCCCUUAAGUCAAAAGGGUUGCCAGUCUCUCGAUAGCAGGAGGUCCUCCCUGAGGCACUGCACUCUAUCCGCUCUCUGUUAUGUACGUCCACCAAUGCCACCCCUCACGAACGCCUAUUCUCUUUUCCCAGGAAGUCUGUCACUGGGACCACCCUACCAGUUUGGCUGACGUCCCCGGGGCCAGUGCUGCUCCGGAAACAUGUGAGGAGCAAUAAAUACUCCCCGCCGGUGGAGAGGGUUCACCUUCUACAUGCGAACCCCCAGUAUGCUUACGUGGUCUUACCAGAUGGGCGGGAGGACACGGUCUCCAUCCGCCACCUGGCACCCGCAGGUGCAGCAGACCACUACCCUGAAGGCUCUCUGGUAACUAUGAACCCUGCACCAGAGUUGACACCGUGCUCACCAGGC